Molecule: messenger RNA, 2019 nt
Organism: Amborella trichopoda
Lineage: Eukaryota; Viridiplantae; Streptophyta; Magnoliopsida; Amborellales; Amborellaceae
Source: RefSeq, a predicted model, not a curated record
GACACGCUAAGGAGUUCCUGAUACCUCACUUCGACCUGCAUUUGCGUUUUCUUGAAGCCCUAAACUCUAGAAACCCUAGAAAUUUGCAGAAACCAAUCAAGAAGAGGCCCAGACCCAAGAAAUCCAGAUCUCUCUGUCAUGGCGAUCCUUGGAGUGUGGGCGUGCUAUGUGAUUUGACAAUUCGAAACUAGCAAUUAGGAAACCUCUGAUGUCUUCACGGCGAUCAUUGGAGUGCCGAGGUGCUCUGCCAAUUGAGCUUUAGAAUCCCUGGUAAUGGAGAAACCUCGGAAUUUCGAGGCUCAACCCUUGAACCAUCGAGCUCUUUCAUUGUAAUGAGUUAUUCUUCAUUAGCACCAGAAAUUUUCGGGAAGUCUAGAAUUUAAGAAGCCCGAGAAGUUCACGGACUUUGUAAUUGGAGAAACCAUUGAAAUCUCAAGCACUUACAUUGUGAUUAUCAGAUUUUUUGUGAAAAUUCUCCUUCUUAAGUGCUAUAAGUUUGGGAAACCCUAGAAUCUCUUCUUUUUGAGUAGGUGAGAUGGGAUUUGAACUCGCGACAGUGUUGCUAUAGCCAAUGCCCAAAUCCCUGGAACUCUAGAAAUCUCUACCCUUUUAUGGCGAUUCUGCAAUUUCUUAUUCAGAAACCUUAGAAGACACUAGAAAGCUGCGAUGGCAAUUAUAGGCGACGCUUUGCGCCAGGCUUUCAUGCCAAAGCACGAGUAUGAAAGCCUCAGAGAAGAAGAGAAGGCAUGGGGUCGAUUACAAAGGCCUGUGGUCAUGGUAAUGGUGACGAUCUUGUGGCUCUGUGUUGUGGUUUCUUCAGUUAUUAGCCUGAACAUUGUUUUUCCACCAAAUGGAGAGAGGCCUUUUUGCCAUGAUCGUAGGCUUCAGAAGCUUCCUGUUAUGCCAGAAAAUGGGACUCAGGUCUCUGAUCUCUUUCCCGGAGCUUAUUAUUUGACAGAGGAGGACGCAGCUCAGUUUUAUUGGAUAGUGGUGUUUAUACCCUCUGCAAUUGUGUUCGUUUGCUCCCUCCUCUAUCUUCUUGCUGGGAUAGCGGUUGCUUACUCUGCUCCUAUGAGACAUGGAUGCAUUAGGGUGGUGGAGAAUAAUUACUGUGCUUCAAAGAGAGGCGGGGUUCGCUGCCUAUCUAUACUAAACAUCACAUUUGCCAUAAUUUUUGGCCUCCUUGCUACAUUCCUUGGCUCAAGCAUUCUCACCCUAGGCAGCAGCUGCUCAGCCGCUCUCUUUUGGUGCUAUGAGAUUGCUUGUUGGGCUCUCGUUGUCCUAUAUGGGGGCACAGCUCAUUUCUUGAGGAGAAAGGCAGCCUUAAUACUUGAUGAAGGUGAGUUCUCCGGCAACCGAAACGGUGGUGUCGAGAUGCUUGAGGCUCCACCAGUGCUGGUUACACCAGAGAUGGAGAGGAGGGUUAAUGAAGGUUUCAAGGCAUGGAUGGGUUCGUCGCUUCUCUCUUCGGAUGACGAGGAAGAUGAUGGGCUGGAAUGGGAGGGUGGAGAUUUUAAAGAGCGAGGCAAUUCGGGAAGGCUAAGAGCAUAGAGUUAAACUUAGUUUGUGGGCUAUAAUAUCCCUAUGUCUUUCGCUCUCUGUUUUUCUGUAUGCUCCUUUUCUCCCUUCGCCUGUUGAUCUUUUUGUGCGUCGUAACUUUCGACUGUGGUGGGAUAUCAAGAAGGUCUAUCCUGCUGUUGGAUGAGAGAGAGAGAGAUGGAUGAUUGUGAAUGUCUAGAGAGAGAGAGAGAGGGAGGGAUAAUUGUGAAUGUCUAGAGAGAGAGAGGGGUGGAGAAAGAGAGAGAGGGUUGGAUAAUUGUGAAUGUCUAACACGCUAAUGCCAUUGUUUUAAUUAGUUGCGGAAGAAUGAUAUUGUUUAAGUCUCUUUGUAGAACCUGCUCUGUAAAGAAAAAAGUUCACAUAAGGUGGCAACCUUAUACUGUACAAGUAAGGUGCACUUCAAAACUCAUCAGAAAAAGUUGUUUAGUCAUGAGAAAACCCUUCGAUUGAUCCUCUCCA